Messenger RNA from Aphis gossypii (cotton aphid), 1947 nucleotides. RefSeq names its product very long-chain specific acyl-CoA dehydrogenase, mitochondrial-like. Gene Ontology annotation, molecular function: acyl-CoA dehydrogenase activity; flavin adenine dinucleotide binding. NCBI's taxonomy places the organism in Eukaryota, Metazoa, Arthropoda, Insecta, Hemiptera, Aphididae. Bases 197 to 1840 code for a protein of 547 amino acids. The record is from RefSeq and is a predicted model, not a curated record. The transcript is spliced from 3 exons.
GACGAUAGUGUAAUCGAACCGUCCGUUCGUCGGUCACGUUAUGUGAUUAAAAAUUAAGUUUUUUAAAUAAUAUAAAAUAUUCAUGUAAAUAUAUUUUUAGUAUAAUUCUAUUGAUUUUAAUCUGAAAAUUGGUAUUGAUUAUUGAUAUAAAAUUCACUCAUUGAUAUUAUGUUAUAAUUCCAAUUUAGAAAUUACAAUGUGGAGUGUUAUAAAUCGACGUGUAUUCUUCAGGAAACUUGAGCGGCAACUCAUUGUACGUUGCACGUCUACAAACGAUUCAUACGGACUAGAUAAAAUAAAACCAAUACCUGUUCCGGACAUCGUGAGAAAACCACCGCGCUUACCAUUUUUGAAAUCAAUAUAUGCCGGUCAAUAUGAUAUCGAAGUCCUUACAUAUCCAGAAACUCUUAAUCUAGAGAGGUUUAAAGAUCUGGAAUCCCGAGUGCAACAAGUCCAACACAAUUGUACGAAAAUUGAUACUGUCCGUCAACUAGGACUAUUCGGCAUGAAUGCUCCACAUCCAUAUUCAGGCCUUAACUUAUCUGACACCGAAAUUGCUCGUGUAUUUGAACACUUUGAUUCUAAUACAUUCAAAUCUGUGUUUGAUCAUACGCUCUGUAUCGAUAUAAUCAAAACUUUUGGUACACCCAAUCAAAAAUCUAAAUAUUUACCAUUGCUCGCAUCAGGUGCUGUAUGCUCAUUGCACAUCGAUACUGUAACAGGUAAACUAUUGCCCAAUGAGAGUUGGGAACUCACCGGUUCCGUGAAAAAUUCUACAGAUGUUUUCUUGUUAUUCGUUAUUGGAAAUAAAGCUUACAUCGUAGAAAAGGAUAAAACUUUUGUAAAUGGAGAAAAUUUAGAAUUGAGACAAGCGGUCGUUACUCCAGAUGAUAUAAUGGAAAAUGUUAAUUUAACAAAAAUUAUGCAGAAGGGUAAAUUAUAUACGUGUUCAUUAUUGACUACAUCGUUAAAGAGAGUUGUUCAAUCAACCAUUCAAAGUAUAAUACCAAAAACUAGGUUAAAUCUAAAACUAAGAGAGUAUGAUUCUGUUCUCAAGAUAUUAGCAAAAUCGUUAAUAAACAUAUAUACACUUGAAAGUAUGAUUUAUUUAACCACAUGGAUGACUGAUGGAUUUGAUGAUCCUGACAUCGAGCUAGAGUCAGCUUCUAUACAGCUAUUUGCUCGUCAAACUGUUGACAAUAUAUUGAUAGAUUUAAAAAUGAUAAAUGGAAGAAAUUCAAUAAAUGAACAGUUUUUAUCUUUGUGCAAUGAAGUGGAGGAUUUAGUUGAGAGUUUAGAAGGAAGUAUGAAAUUAGCCAAUUUUAUUAGUAGCCGAGGUGUGGAGUUUUUCAAUAAAUCUGAGUAUAAAGAAAAUGUUUCAUUCCUGACUACAGCAUAUAGAAAUAUAAUGAUGAAAAAAAAUAAACCAAGCUUAAAAUACGAUUUUAAACAAUUUCUACAUCCUGCACUCAAGCACACUGCAAAUUUUCUCGAGUAUGAUGUAUUGAAAUUCCAAUUUAUAAUUAACCAAUGUCACGAUGCUGGUCAACUGAACACUGAUAAUCAAAUGCUUAUGGAAAGGUUGUCAACAGUAAUUGUAUACAUUUAUGCUAUGACAGCAGUGAUUGGUAGAGCUUCUAGAUCAUAUUGUACUGGAAUCCGGUUUUGUGAUUAUGAAAUGAAUACUGCAGAAACAGUGGUUAGAGAAUCGUGUGCUUUGCUUAAACCAAUCUUAGAAGAACUAAUGAGUGGAAAAUAUAUUGCAACAGAUUCAGUUUAUGAAUCAUUUGCCGACCAAUUAUUAGUCAAUAAUAUAAACCGAGAACAAAUAGAGGUGUAAAAUAUAUAGUUUAUACUUUAUUACAUUUUUAUUUGUGUGUAAUCAUUGUAUUGUGUAUGUUUCAAAUUCAUUUGUGUAUAGUUUAAAUAAAACAUUCUUAAUUUUAA